Lolium perenne is the source of this 1784-nucleotide messenger RNA. Its product is annotated as DNA repair protein recA homolog 3, mitochondrial. NCBI's taxonomy places the organism in Eukaryota, Viridiplantae, Streptophyta, Magnoliopsida, Poales, Poaceae. The record is from RefSeq and is a predicted model, not a curated record. Gene Ontology annotation, molecular function: ATP-dependent DNA damage sensor activity; ATP hydrolysis activity; ATP binding. Gene Ontology annotation, biological process: DNA repair.
CUAAACCCUAGCCCGCCUCCCUCUCCCCACCCAUCCUCUCCCCGCGGCUGCAGGGUCCGGGGACGAAGCCGCCGACCGGCGCCAUGGCCACGCUCCUGAGGCGCGCGGCGCUGCGGCGCGCCAUCGCCUCCGCCUCCGCCGCCGCCGCGUCCUGCCCUGAGAGCUAUAGGCAGGGGAUAUGUGGCUCUACUUUCCAUUGCAGAGAUUUCGCAACUAAAGCCAAAAAGAAGACCAAGUCAAGUGGGUCUGACUCCGGCGAGGAGAAUAUGUCAAAGAAAGACUUGGCUUUGCAUCAGGCCAUUGAUCAGAUUACAUCUUCGUUUGGGAAGGGGGCAAUUAUGUGGCUUGGUCGCACUGAAGGUCAUAGAGAAGUACCUGUGGUGUCUACUGGCUCUUUCUCUUUGGAUAUGGCACUAGGGAUCGGUGGGCUUCCAAAGGGACGCGUUGUAGAGGUUUAUGGACCAGAGGCUUCAGGGAAGACAACACUUGCUCUCCAUGUUAUUGCUGAAGCACAAAAGCAUGCCAGUGGCGGUUACUGUGCAUUUGUAGAUGCAGAGCAUGCUUUGGAUCCAUCUCUGGCAGAGGCAAUUGGUGUUGAUACCAGUAAUUUACUUCUCUCUCAGCCAGACUCUGCUGAGCAGGCACUCAGUCUUGUGGACACACUGAUUCGAAGUGGCUCUGUUGAUGUUGUAGUUGUUGACAGUGUAGCAGCUCUUGUCCCUAAGACUGAGCUUGAUGGAGAGAUGGGUGAUGCACAUGUUGCUCUCCAGGCUAGGCUGAUGAGCCAAGCUCUUCGAAAGCUGAGCCAUUCUCUUUCACUGUCCCAGACAAUAUUGUUAUUUAUUAAUCAGAUCAGGGCUACAGUACAGACGUUUGGAUUUGGAGGACCAAAAGAGGUCACUUCUGGUGGUAAUGCCCUCAAGUUUUAUGCCUCUGUUCGACUGAACAUCAGGCGUGUUGGUUUGGUAAAGAAAGGGGAAGAGACUAUAGGAAGUCAGGUUAGUGUGAAGAUUGUGAAAAACAAGCAUGCCCCACCAUUCAGGACAGCGCAAUUUGAUCUGGAAUUUGGAAAAGGAAUAUGCCGCAGCUCAGAGCUCUUUGAGCUCGGGUUAAAGCACAAGCUUAUUAAAAAGACUGGUGGUGCAUAUUAUUCUUUCAACGAACAGCAAUUCCAAGGUAAAGAUAACCUUAAAUAUUUCCUUACUGCAAACGAGAGUGUCGCGAAAGAGCUUGAGGCAGAGUUAAGGAGGUUGAUUGAAGCGGAACCGCCUAAGAAGCAUGAGGCUGAAGACGAUCUGCUGGACGAUUUUCCUGAAGAGAUUGUCAGACCCGAGACAUCAUCAGAAGAGGACCUGGCAGCUGUAAUCGAAGCUUAGUCUGCUAGGAACUGUACCUGCGGAGCAAUUAUUCACUGAUAUUUUGGAUGUCGGAACAUUCAGUUCUUACUGUGCCGUGAAAUGAGGAAGGAUCCUCCCCGAGGCUAAGUUAUGACGGCGGUUUAGACUUUAGACAUUUGGAGGGGAAAUGAUUCAGUAGCAUGUAAUCGUGUAUAUAUGUUGCAUAUCUUGACGAUUCCUCUUGUCUAAGUAUGGUCCAUCAGCGGUCCUGACUGAGCGGCUAAACCAGCUGCUGCUGUUACUUGUGGGAAAAAAAUGAGUCUCUUAGUACAUUUUGGGCUUACCUGAUAGCCAUUGCUUUGGGUAGCAGCACUGAAAUGCAAUUGCUUUGUUGAGGAACACAGUUUCGAAGCAUGUCAGCAGGGACCUCGUUUGAGCUGGGCUUCA